AUGCUCAAAUCAAUUGCCUAUUCAAUUGUAGCCGCUUCUUUGGUUAAUGCAGGUACCAUUCCGUUGGGAAAAUUAUCCGACAUAGACAAGAUCGGUACCCAAAAAGACAUCUUCCCAUUCUUGGGUGGUGCUGGGCCAUACUACUCUUUUCCUGGUGAUUAUGGUAUUUCCCGUGACUUGCCGGAAGGUUGUGAAAUGAAGCAAGUGCAAAUGCUUGGUAGACAUGGUGAAAGAUACCCCACUGCCAGUAAGGCUAAGACGAUCAUGGCAACAUGGUAUAAGUUAAGUAACUAUACCCGCCAAUUCAACGGGUCAUUGUCUUUUUUGAACGAUGACUAUGAAUUUUUCAUCCGAAACAGCAGUAAUUUGGAAAUGGAAACCACUCUUGCCAACACGGUCGAUGUUUUGAACCCAUAUACUGGUGAGAUGAAUGCUAAGAAACAUGCCCGUGAAUUCUUAGCGCAAUAUGGUGAUAUGGUCGAAAACCAAACCAGUUUUGCCGUUUUUACCUCUAGUUCUACAAGAUGUCAUGAUACUGCUCAAUUUUUCAUCGAUGGUUUAGGUGACCGAUUCAACAUUUCCUUGCAAACUGUUAGUGAGGACGAAUCUGCUGGUGCCAACACCUUGAGCGCUCACCACUCAUGUCCUGCCUGGGACGAUGAUGUCAACGAUAACAUUUUGGAAAAGUAUGACACUAGUUAUUUGAGCGGUAUUGCCAAGAGAUUGAACAAAGAAAACAAAGGCUUGAACUUGACUUCAAGUGAUGCCAAGAACUUCUUUGCCUGGUGUCCAUAUGAAUUGAACGUCAGAGGCUACAGUGAUAUCUGCAACAUUUUCACUAAAGAUGAAUUGGUACGUUACUCCUACGGCCAAGACUUGGAAACCUAUUACCAACAGGGUCCAGGUUAUGACGCUGUUAGAUCCGUCGGUGCUAACUAUUUCAAUGCGUCGGUGAAGCUAUUAAAAGAGAGUGAAAUCCAAGACCAGAAGGUUUGGUUGAGUUUCACCCACGAUACCGAUAUCGUAAACUAUUUGACCACUGUCGGAAUACUUGACGACAAAAACGAUUUGACAGCCGAAUACGUUCCAUUCAUGGAUAACACAUUCCACAGAUCGUGGUAUGUUCCUCAAGGUGCUCGUGUCUACACUGAAAAGUUUCAAUGUUCCAACGACACCUACGUCAGGUACGCCAUCAAUGAUGCUGUGGUGCCAAUUGAAACCUGUUCCACUGGUCCAGGGUUCUCUUGUGAAAUAAACGACUUCUACGACUACGCUGAGAAGAGAGUGGCCGGUACUGAUUUCUUAAAGGUCUGUAACGUCAGCAGCGUCAGUAACUCUACUGAAUUGACCUUCUUCUGGGACUGGAAAAACGUCCAUUACAAUGACCAUUUAUUAAAACAAUAG
Saccharomyces kudriavzevii IFO 1802 is the source of this 1404-nucleotide messenger RNA. RefSeq names its product acid phosphatase PHO11 (gene PHO11). The record is from RefSeq and is a predicted model, not a curated record. Bases 1 to 1404 code for a protein of 467 amino acids. Gene Ontology annotation, cellular component: fungal-type cell wall. The transcript has a single exon. Gene Ontology annotation, molecular function: acid phosphatase activity. Lineage: Eukaryota; Fungi; Ascomycota; Saccharomycetes; Saccharomycetales; Saccharomycetaceae.